GCGUCACAGGAAGCAGGCGCGGCAGCCGGAGCAGCUACGGGAAUUCAAACCUGCAGAGGACAAACUGGUUAUUUUUGUAUUUGAAUAAAUAAAUAAAUUAAUAAAUAGAUAAUAACAGGAGAUAUGGGUUGUUUGGGAAUUUGUUUGUUUUACUGUCGUUAGUUUUAAUGGAAGAUAAAGUGACAGAAAUGGAGAAUGUGUUUGUAAAGUAAGACAGUGAGCUGCGGUUACCAAUGGCGACGCGGACGCCCUGCUGUAGCUGACUAGCAUGAGGUUCUAACCCUGCUCUGAUUUAUCCGGGUUUAUCUCUUCCUCUGUGUGCAUCAUGACGUCCAAACAGAAGAAAGGCCUGAGGGGCUCGAUCGAUGAUGUGCUGGGAGAUCUGCUGGGAGACGAUGCUGAUGAUCUCCCGAAGAAGGCCAGGUCUCCGUCUGGAGGACUCGGCAGACCAGCGGGUGUCUUACGAACACAAAGCGGCAAGAGGAACCUGCUAGACGAUGAUUUCUUCAGUAAACUGGCGGAGGAGGUGGAGAAAGACGACGAGGGUACCGAUGUGUCCGAGGCAGAUCCAAAGGCUUUGCUGGAGAGUAUGAAGGACAUGGAUGAUAUGGACGCUGACUUGUUUGGCUCGAAGAGGAAGCCGAGUUCAGCCCCGACACAGAGCAGAACCUCCAGAACUGAAACAUCUAAACCAGGAGACAAGAACAAAACUAAUCAAGCAGCAGGAGUGGACGAGAGGAAGCCCAGCUCUGCUCCCGCUGCUGCAGUGAGGAGCUACAGGAAAUUCAGCUUCAUGGACGAUGAUGAUGGUGAUGAUGAUGAGUCACCAGCUGCCAAACAAGAUGACCUGGAUGAUCCUCUGGAUGACCUGCUGAACGACCUGGAUGAGGAACGGCCGAAAGCAGGAAAGCAGCAAUCAUCCUCCCCGGCUGUACAGAAGAAAGAGGAACAAGCCACUCCUGCACCUGCGCCUAAGAAACGCAACGAGUUGACCUUCGACGAUGACGAAGACGACCUGAUGGACGCACUGGGGUUCAAUGACACCCCAAAAGGAAGAGGAAGUGGACUCAUCCCCAAAAUAGAGACUGAUGCUCCUCAGAGACCACGCACCAGACUGGAUGAGAUUUUGGGGAUCGGAACGUCUCCUCGCCUGCUGGAGAGACCCGUGACCGGCGAGAAAAAAGACACAACACCUGCAGAGAGACAGCCACAGAAGAGCUCGGCUGGCAAAGAUUCUGUGUUUGGAGAUGAAGACUUAACGUUUGGCUCUUACCAGCCCACACUGGGCUCGACUCCGGAGGGACGUACCUCUCGCAGACACUCCGUACGAUUCUCUACUGAGGACAUCAGCUCUCCUUCUCCAGAACGCAAGCCCAAAUCCUCCACAACGUCCACCGUGACCUCCACCGUGACCUCCACACGACCUGGCCGUCCUGCUUCAGACUGGCUGGGGCUGAAGCAGGAAGAUGAUGAAGUGGAAAAGGAGGAGGAGCCAAAGAGAGAGAAGAAGGAGGCCACGGGAGCUUCUGAGAAACUAAAACCUCUUCCUUCUCCAUCACAUGUAGGAGGAAAACAAUCCAGAGGGACCUUGAAACCCACCGAGGAGCCCGUACCUGACUCUCCAGAAACUUCCACAACCACUGCAGCCAAAUCAGAGCUUAAAAAGAAGGAGGAAGAGAACGAGGACGACUGGCUGGCAGGAGCUCUGAGUAAGAAGAAAGCUCUGGUGGAGGAGAGAGAGAAGAGGCAGGAGGAAUCUCUGGGGCUUGGAGAAGAGCUAGACCUGGACACGUUCCUCAGCAAACAAAACACCACUUCGACUCCUCGUAGGGUAAAAGAGGACACACCCCUCCCUCCCAGACAGCCCAGCCGUGAGUCUCUGGUUGCGUCUAGCCGACAGCAGAGCCCCGCGCCCACCACAGGAGCUCAACACACACAUGAGCCAGAGCAGAAACCUGCAGUUGUAAGCGCUGCACCUGUCCAGCAGGUGUCUCUGUCUACAGACGGCCUUCAGCAGCUCCUCCUGCAGCAGCAGCUGGCUCAGGCUCAGCUCUGGGGUUUAGGGGCUCCACUGGACGCGAGUUCCUUACAGAAACAGAGGAGAGACACAGAACAUCACACCGGAGACACAACUGCACUACAGACCAGGAUCAUACAGCUGGAGGGACAGGUGCGGAGUCUGCAGCUGGAAAAGGAUCAGCUACAGAUGUUACUGGAUAAUAUCCAACAGAGACAUAAACAUGACACAGAGCUCAUGGAGAAUGCACACAGAGCUCGUGUGAAGCUGCUGGAGGAGUGUGCGGGGCAGCGGGAAGCGCGGGCACACAUGGAGAACCAGGAGCUGACGGAGCGUCUAGAGGCGGUGAUGAAGCUGGCGCAGCAGGAAAGGGCGGAGCUUCAGGAGCAGCACCAGCGCAGGCUGGCACAGAGCCAACAGGAGAGAGACCGAGAGGUGGAGAGACUCCGAGAGCUCCAGAGGAAGUCCAUACUGGAGAUGAAGAAGGAUCACGAGGAGCAGGUACAGAGACUCAGGAGAUUGAAGGAUGAGGAGAUUGAUGCAGUGACCAGUGCUACCUCACAGACCAGGUCCCUGAUGGUGGUUAUCGAGCAGAUGGAGCAGUUCUCUCUCAGGUUGGGCGAUCUCUCUUCUCGUAUUGAGAGCACUCAUGAAAACACGACUCAGGGUCUGGAACUCGGAGCUCGACAGAGAGAUGAACAACUGCGAGUGCUGCAGGAGCGUCUGACUCAGCAGCAGAGGGACAUGGUCGAGGAGAGAACUCGACUCAAAGAGGUCAUAGCCAAGAUGGACACGCAGCUGGCCGAGCAGCAGAGACAGCUGCAGCAGGAGCGCUGGCGGGUCACAGCAGAGCAGGCUAAAGCAGAGUCAGCGUUACGAGGCCUGGAGGAGGAGAGACGCACCAUGACUCAACACUUCACCAUAGAGAGAGAAGAGCUGGAGAGGGCCAAGAGCGCUCUGUUAGAGGAGCAGCAGUCGGUGAUGCAGCGCUGUGCAGAGGAGAGGAGGAAAAUUGCUGCGGAGUGGACACACUUCCACGCUCAGGACAAACUGCGCAAAGAAAGAGAGAUGGACCGAGAGGGACACAUCAUCAGCAUGGCACAGGAGCAGGCCGAGCUGAAGCUCAGAGCGGGAGAGCUGAAGCAGAGAGAGGAGGCCAUACAGAAGGAGAGAGAGAACCUGGAGAAACUGCGAGGCGAUCUGGAGGGGGAGAGAGAGAGACUGAACGCAGCGGCUCUGCACCUGAAACAUCGAGCUCAGGAGGUGGAGAGACUCAGCAAGCUGGCGUGUGAGCGGUACGAGGAAGGCGAGCGGGCGCUGCAGGAGGCUCGGCAGGUGGAGGUGGGACAUCAGGCUCGUCUACGCAACAUCCACACUGAGCUGGAGCGACUGAGGACGCAGGAGCAUAACCUACAGCAGGAGAGGAUGAGAAUGACAGAUUAUCACAGAGAGAUGGACAGAAUAAGACACAGCCUUCCCAUUGACCACAUACCUGCCCCUGUUGAUCCUUUACUAACAGGAUUCUCUCCAGUGUUUAACAGCACAGCAGUUCUUCCUCCAGCACCACGAAACAGCUCCCGAUCCUUUUCUCCAAAACUACAGGCCACACUCGCUGUGCUAAAACACACAGCUGAGAAGGACCGGGACUUCCUGCAGGAUGAACAGAUCUUCCUGGACACACUGAAACGCACACCGUGCAACUCAACCUUACAGACAUGACGAAAGCUUAAACUGGUGCCAUUUUUAUUUAAGUUUCUAGUUAAAUGUUUUUACACAUUUUAAUAAAAAGUCUAAUCUUAUUAA
Messenger RNA from Pangasianodon hypophthalmus (striped catfish), 3820 nucleotides. Its product is annotated as fas-binding factor 1 homolog. NCBI's taxonomy places the organism in Eukaryota, Metazoa, Chordata, Actinopteri, Siluriformes, Pangasiidae. The record is from RefSeq and is a predicted model, not a curated record. Gene Ontology annotation, biological process: establishment of epithelial cell polarity; cilium assembly. The transcript has 30 exons. Gene Ontology annotation, cellular component: ciliary basal body; centriole; ciliary transition fiber. The coding region runs from base 326 to 3736 and encodes 1136 amino acids.